GCUGUCAAUUGCAGUCUGUCUGUCGCCUUGAAAAGGUCGAUACGUUUUUGUGUCUUGUAACGGUACUUGCUCGAAUAUCGUCAUCCCUUACGCGAGAUUAAAAGAAAAGAAAAAAAAAUCAAAUAUCCACCCCUCUCUAUUGUAUAAAUAUAUUAAUAUUCUAUAUUUGUAGUAGGUAUAGGUACCACCUCGUGCGUGUUUGUUGUUGUUUUAGUGAGAAAUAUUGGAAUAAAAGGGUGCUGUGGUUUAUUUUAAGGUUCAUCUUUUCUAUUACCGGCGUAAUACUACGUUUUUGGUCUCAUUUUGUCGGUUUUCGUUGGGGUUCACAACGCACGCGGGGGGCAAGUUGAGGUUUUUCUGAUAGUGCGACCGCAACGUGAAUGAAUCACAUUCAUUACCCCAAAAAGGUAAAGAAAAAAAAAAAAAAGGUGAAAAAAUCGUGCUCUUGUCGUCGUCGUUGUGUUGUUUUGUUGUGCCAUCGGGUUUACUUACCUCUUUCCUUUUCUCUCUCCCUCUCCCUCUCGAGGCCUCUUACAACCAUUUUUAUCAUGAGUUCGUGAAAAGUUUCACAUUUUGAUUACGAAAAUAGUGUAAAGGGCAGUUUGCAAAAAAAAAUAAAAAUAAGAAAAAGUGCAAUAGCAGUCUUAUAAAUCAGGGUCUACGGUAAACAGAGAGAGGUGCAGCGCAGAAGGAGAAACAUUGGCAUCAUCUAGAGUAGAAAAAAAGCAACAAGAAAAAAAAACAAUAAAAUGUCAGCACUCAACAGUCGUCAUCAAAAGAUGGAACAACAGAGACAACUGAUGGAAGCCUUAAUCCGCCAGAAACGUGCCUCACCCGGCAUGGUACAGGCUAGCGAUUUGCAAAUCAUGCGGCCCAUGUCUGGCAUGCGGAACAGCAAUAGCCGUGAAAUGCAUGCCUACGAUGGACCAAUGCAAUUCAUGAGCUCGCCACAGAAUCCCGAUCAAAUAUUGACAGCAAAUUCAAAUUCUGUGCGAACAACAUCAUCGUCCAAUCGCCAUGAAGACUUAAUAGAGGAAAUCUCUUCACAUGAAAUCGAGGACGAGGAGAGUAGCCCGAUUGAUGCAAUCACAGUUUCCAAAUCCAAUGACACCUCGGAAGACUAUGCAAAUCGAAAUGUUGCUGGUGCAGCGCCAAUAACGCCAUCUACUGGUGGAGAUGGUGGUAAGGGUGGGCAGAAUAUGUCCAACGAGCCGGAGGGUGAUGUUGUGGGACAAAUUGAUCAAUUUGUGAUGCAACCAGCGCCACAGGGUGUUCUAUUUAAAUGUCGGAUUACGAGGGAUCGGAAGGGCAUGGAUAGAGGUUUAUUUCCAAUUUAUUAUCUACAUCUGGAACGAGAUUAUGGCAAGAAGAUAUUUUUGCUUGGAGGACGUAAACGUAAAAAGAGUAAAACAUCAAAUUAUAUUAUAAGCUGUGAUCCAACAGAUUUAUCAAGACAAGCUGAUGGAUUUUGUGGGAAAUUACGUUCGAAUGUGUUUGGUACCUCGUUUUCGGUGUUCGAUAGAGGGAACAAAGAUGAUCCGGAGAGUCCAAGACUAGAUUUAGCAGCCAUUAUUUAUGAUACAAACAUUUUAGGUUUCAAAGGUCCACGUAAUAUGACUGUACUUCUACCUGGAAUGACAGAAGAGGAUCUACGAGUCAAAAUCAGUUCAAAUGACCCCCGGCAACAAGGCUUAUUAGAUAGUUGGAAAUCAAAGAACAUGGACAAUAUAGUCGAACUGCAUAAUAAAACACCCGUCUGGAAUGACGAAACUCAAUCCUAUGUGCUGAAUUUUCAUGGACGUGUUACUCAAGCAUCAGUCAAAAAUUUCCAACUUGUUCACGACUCAGAUCCAGACUAUAUCGUAAUGCAAUUCGGACGAACUUCGGAGGAUGUAUUCACUAUGGACUAUCGAUAUCCGUUGUGUGCGUUGCAAGCUUUUGCAAUAGCUCUAAGUAGUUUUGAUGGAAAAAUUGCAUGUGAAUAGAAAACUAAUGAAAAUGGAGGUUUUCUAUAAUUUUUUAUAUUCAGCUAGAUAAUUGAAAAUCAAAAAUUUAAACAAAAAACAAAAC
This is a messenger RNA of Episyrphus balteatus (marmalade hoverfly), 2070 nucleotides long. RefSeq names its product protein king tubby (gene ktub). Gene Ontology annotation, cellular component: cilium. The transcript is spliced from 6 exons. NCBI's taxonomy places the organism in Eukaryota, Metazoa, Arthropoda, Insecta, Diptera, Syrphidae. The coding region runs from base 750 to 1985 and encodes 411 amino acids. Gene Ontology annotation, biological process: protein localization to cilium. The record is from RefSeq and is a predicted model, not a curated record.